This is a messenger RNA of Fraxinus pennsylvanica, 681 nucleotides long. The record is from the annotation of a GenBank genome assembly. NCBI's taxonomy places the organism in Eukaryota, Viridiplantae, Streptophyta, Magnoliopsida, Lamiales, Oleaceae.
AUGCUUUUUUAUUAUUGCUUUAUUUCAGUUUUCUUCAUUAGGUUCUUUGGACAAGACCCCUCUACAGCUCCUCGCCGUCGCCCUAGCACUCGGUGGAUUCCGACAGCUCUACUCCAGCCACCUCCUUCCUCUUCUCCGCUGGCAAAAAAAGGAGAUAGUGUGUUGGAUUUAUGUUGUGGAAGUGGGGAUUUGGCUUUUCUCUUGUCUGAGAAAGUUGGACCCAACGGCCAGAUUGCUGCAUAUCGCCAGCGAAGGCGAUCAAAGCUCUGCUGCAAGAAUACUAAGUGUGUUGAAGGAAAUGCAGUUGAAUUACCGUUCUUUGAGUCCUAUUUUGACGCUAUCACAAUUGGCUAUGGGUUAACAAAUGUCGUAGAUGGGUCUAAAGCAAUGGAGGAGAUGUGCCGAGUUCUAAAGAAAGGUUCAAAAGUAUCUGUUCUCUAUUUUAACAAAAGCACUCAGCCGUUAAUCACUUUAAUUCAGGACUUGAUGGUUGAUUAUGUAAUAGUUCAUGUUGCUAGUGGGCAUGGCCUGGGAAGUGAGUACGGAUACUUGAAGAACUCGAUCAAGGAAUAUUUGACAGGAGAUGAGUUGGAGAAGCUCGCUUUAGAAGUCGGCUUUUCUUCUGCCAAACAUUUUGAGGUUGGUGAAGGAAUCAUGGGAAAUUUAGUAGCCACACGCUAA